Messenger RNA from Zophobas morio, 1759 nucleotides. RefSeq names its product cytochrome P450 4C1-like. NCBI's taxonomy places the organism in Eukaryota, Metazoa, Arthropoda, Insecta, Coleoptera, Tenebrionidae. The record is from RefSeq and is a predicted model, not a curated record. Bases 139 to 1641 code for a protein of 500 amino acids. The transcript is spliced from 10 exons. Gene Ontology annotation, molecular function: oxidoreductase activity, acting on paired donors, with incorporation or reduction of molecular oxygen; monooxygenase activity; heme binding.
UACGCACUAGUUAGUAGUACUCAGAAUCUCCACGCAGCUCCAUCAAGUGCUUCGCGGUGCGUCACAAAUUUGUCGCAACUUGUUGUUACAAAUCACUCUGCUUACAUUGUUUAUCAUCAGUACAAAAUAAUAAUUACAAUGGAAACCUUUGAGUCGUUAUUUUACGAUAACGUAAAACUUUUUGCUCCGAUACUGGUACUAUUUUCAGCAGGCGUUUUAAUUUACAACUGGAGGAGAAGAUGGCUUUAUUAUUAUGCUUCGAAAAUACCAGGACCAUUCGCAUUACCUUUAUUGGGAAGUUUUCACUUAGUUUCAGAAGGGCCUCACGGAGUUCAUAAAUUCUUAAAAAAUCUCUUCACCGAUUACCCUUCUACUUUGAAAGUGUGGUUGGGUCCGGAGCUGUAUGUAAGCACAACAGAACCGGAAUAUUUAAAAUUGUUGUUGACACGUUUCUUGGACAAAGGCAACUUUUACCAUUUAAUGACCGGUUAUUUCCAAAGAGCAUUAGCAGCGGCCCCUGUUAAACUGUGGAAAAAAAAUCGAAAAAAUAUUAAUCCUACGUUUAAUAUUACGCUUAUCAACAGUUUCGUUGACAUUUUCUCUAAACACGCUAAAGUGUUUACAGAAAAAUUUAAAGACGGUUGUGGAAAAGAAACUGAUGAUAUUUACCCAUCUGUUUGGGAAUGUACGCUUGACGCCGGCUGUGAAACAUUAGCGGAUGUAAGUCCGUCUAUAAUCAAGACGCAACAAUAUUUAUCAGGAGUUUUCAGAAUUGAAGAAAUACUCAUGAAACGUUUUUUCCAUCCACUUCUACAUUUUGAUAUUUUCUGGAACUUGUCUCCCUUGAAGAAAGAAUUGAACAAGCUCUGGAAACAAAACUGCUCUUGCAUGCAAAAGAUGAUUGAUUUAAUGGAAGUGCCUAAAACUACCCAAGAUAACGAUGAUGACGUAUCAACAAAGAAACGUUUCUUGACUCAUUUGAUAGACUUAAAUCACAAACAAGAAGUACCGCACGACUACGUACUUGAAGAAAGCCAGAUUAUGUUCUUCGUUGGAACAGAAACAUCCGCCGUUGUACUCAGUUCUACUUUAUUAGUACUCGGAAUGUAUCCAGACGUGCAGAAAAAAAUCGAGGAAGAACUGAUUUCCAUAUUUGGUGAUAGUGACAGAGAUCCUUCUUUAGAAGACGUGAACCAAAUGCAAUAUUUGGAAAGAGUCAUCAAAGAAACGAUGAGAUUACUCCCACCCAUACCUUUCGUUAUGAGAUCUGUAGAUGAAAAUGUUCACUUAGGUCCAUACGUUUUUCCCAAAGAUGCCAGAGUUAUCAUUCCCAUCGCUAUGGUACACCGACGACCAGAAUUUUGGCCUAAUCCAGAAAAAUUUGAUCCUGAUAGGUUUUUGCCAGAAGAGGCUGAAAAGCGGCCGGUUUGCUCGUAUAUUCCAUUUAGUUAUGGUGUUAGAAAUUGUAUAGGUUAUAAGUACGGGUUGCUGUCAAUGAAAAUAAUACUGUCUACAUUCUUGAGGUCUUACAGGAUAAAAUCUUCGAAUUACAAAUCCAUACAAGAUAUGGAUUUGUUCAUACACGUUGUAGCAAAACCCAAAAAUGGUUAUAAAAUUGUAAUCGAAAAAAAGCAAAAGUAAUAGCAACGGAGGGGAUGCAGAUUGUUUGCUCAAUUAAACGUUUUACUUGUACGAAGCUAUGACACUAAAGAUUUUUAUUUUUUUUUAAAUUUAUAAUAGAGUGGGUUUCAUAAAUGUA